GCGGGAGUAUUUUUAGCUCUGUUGCCUCUAUUUGCUGCCGCUGUUUGGCUCUGCAUGACGUGAUGCCAACGGCCCCCAGAUUUCCCCGAGAGCGUGGGGGCGCUGCGCCUUGCCCAGCUUGGCUGCGGGGACCCUGCUCCAGGCCCUCGUCCCUUCCCCAACAGCUCACGCAGGCGAGGGUGACCUCCAGCAAACUAAGGGCUACCAUCGCCAGGCCCUUUAUUAUGUCCCCUGCAAACAGGAGCGGCCCACGGGGGUUGCUUUAUCCUCCCCACUUUCGACUCCCCCCCCCCCCAACCUCCCACCGGGGCUGGGUUUCCUAGUACGGAAAACGGCGGGCCCUACAUCUGCCUCAAUUUAUUGGGGGCGCUUCUUCGCGCUGGCGGCGCUCGCCGUUGUUUUCUGUUCGCUGCACACAAUGCCCGCGCGUCACGGCGGUCCGCGUGUGCACAGCAAUAACGCGAGUUGGGGGGCGGGUCGUGCGUGCGCCGGGCUCCGGCACUGCGGGUCGCUCUGCGCGCGCGGGGCUUGUUUUGCUUCAGAGCCCCGCUUUCCGAAACGCUUACAUCAUUCAGUCGUUGGGGGAGGGAGGAGGAUCUGGGCGUUCCGAUAGGACUCCAGCAUUUCUCAGGUCCCUGGUUUUUGGAAGGAAGCAGGGAUCCUAGCUGUUUAUGAUGUUCAUUAUGAUAGGAGGGGGCUCAAGUUUUGUUUGUUGGGCAAGUUUUGUGUUUUUUUUUUUUUUUCUUUUUAGGUCACUACUGCAAAGGGCACUGCUGGCCGGCUCAGGUGCACAACCUCCCCGCCUUCAUUUCAGCCAGUUCCCCUGUAAUCACUUGAUCUGUUUCUCCGCCUCCUCCUCCUCCCCCUCCCAGCUAGAGACACAUGGUUUCCACAUGGAGACAAACUUCUUUCCUCUGACUGGACUUGACCUAGCUGCGUGGUUCAGCCUAUCGGCAGCUUCAGCUUUCUCUGACAUCACGCGUUGCUGAGGCCUGAAACUGGUGGGUGGAGCCAGGAGGCAAGCCAGGAAAUCUCUGGGAGCUGUAGUGUGGCCAGCUGCUACAAUCCCUUCUUAAAGGGACGCUCUUCUCCCCUGAGACGGGUGUCAGCUUUGAUUCUUCAUUUCGGGUUCGGUAAGACCUUCCCGAAAUGCUCCAGUAGACCCUGGUCACGAGUUCACACGUUUCGUUUUUACUGUUGUUUGCAAAGUACUUACUUGGCAGCCGCUUGCCUUAUUUUCCAUUGUUGCCAGAACUGCUUUUCAUUGCCUCUUUGAGGUUUCCGUAGUAGGAGGAGUGCUCACCAACUUGUGGCCACAAUGUUGAAUUAUUCCCAGUAGGUAUGGUGAGCCUCCUCAGGAGGAAGGGGUUCAAAUUAAGUCACCCAGUAUUGACUGUUCUGUGCAAGGCAAGGAUUCCCAAGGAUAUGUGGGUACAUUCUCCUGAAGUUCCAACUGAUACGAAUCCUUAAGGAUCUCAAAUUAAAGCUCUCCAGAAAUAUUAAUCAUGGAGACAGUGACCCGUUAUCACAAAAUCAGAAGUUAUAUAUAAAUCAUCUCUGGCAUCACCUAUAUCCAUUUGGGGUACAGUGAAGGGGUGGCAAUUUAGGACCAAGUGAUAAUUAGAAAAAUAUUUACUUCCUGUUUUGGAAAAGGUUAAACUGAAAGGGAGGAAGAAUGAGAUUCACAAAGAAGUGUUAUGUGCAGAAAAGCUGUUCCGUGGUCAAGUAAAAGCUACUGUAGUGUAAUGUCUAGAGGGUUAGAAAUGGGCUUCCCAGUGUCUGGGGUGGGUCACUUUGGGGGCAGUGCUUAAGAUAGAGAAGAAUGAUUACAUGGGAGUAGAAGCCAUAGAUCACCCUCUGGAGUGGAUUAUCUGGGUUUAGAGUGAGGUGCUUUUCUGGACCAGGCAUGGACAGGCCAAGGGGCAGCCUCUUCUUCCUGAUGGAGAAAAGCUGCUGCUGUGUGGGCAUGGGGCCCCACCCUGCCUUCCCCACGUAAUCGCCUCUGCUCCCGUCCAGCAGGUCCACCAGCAAGCAGGCUUCGCAGUCAUGCCUCUCUGCUUGACUCAGACUCUUCCUUCUGUCUAGAAUGGCCUCAUUCUCUUACUCCACUGGGGUUAUCUGUUUCUUACUCACCCUUCAAGACCUAGGUAAGUUCCUACCUCCUCUAGGAAGCCUCCUCUGGCUAUUUCUUAAUUCAGGGUAGUUGAUAGAAUGAAAACUUUACAGUUACCCAGAGUAGGGCCUAAAUUCCUCCGUCGCUGCUUACUGGCUUUGUGACUGUAUGUGCAAGUUACUUAAGCUCUGAGGUUCCAUUUCUUUUUUGUAAAAUGAGGAUAACUAUAACACCAGCCUCACAUCACUGUUGAACAACUAAAUGAGGUACUCCCUUUAAACAUUUAAAGUACCUGGAAUAUAGUAGGUGCUCAAUAAAUAGUCUCUGAGCCUUGAGAAUCAGUACUAUGCAAUUUUCCACUUGCUUCCUGUGUAUUAGCUUUAUCCUCACAGGGAGAUGAUUAGCAUCCUAAGGGAAAAGAUCACCAAUAAUAUUUCAGUAUAUGUCACCAUUGCAUAUAGCAUACCACUGGGCAUAUAGAAGACAUUUAGUGUACAUUCUUUGAUUGGUUGGAUUUGUCAUUUACUGGCUAUGGCACAGUGAUCAGGUUUGAAGGCCAGGGGACACAGAAUAGACUUUCUGGAGACUUGGAGAAGAAUUGGAAAUACUGAUCUCUUCCAAGGAGAGGGGAAGUUUCAUGUAAUCACCAUAGAGUGCCCUUGGGCUACAAAGACCAGGGGCUGCAAAGAAAUGGUAGUUCAGGCCUGGAGAGCUGAAAGUGCCCACUGUCAUCAACUGUGACCCUGAAAAUGAAUGUUACUAGCUUAGAGAGCAGGAGACUAGGACAAGUUAUGCUAAAAUUAAGGGGUUUGAUGGCAACUAAUGUUCAAGCAGGUCACAUUUCUGCAUAGCGGGCAUCUUACAAUUCAUUCAUUCAUUCCGCAAAUAUGUAUUGAACAUGUACUAUGUGCACUUGCUUUUUUCCUGAAAAUUCUGUGGGUUCAUUUAUGGUGGGAGUGGAAUGGGACAUUUGGUUUUUGGGGAGUUGUGUAAAGAACACUUUUUUAAUGUUUAUUUAUUUAUUGUUGGGGGGGCAGAGAGAGAGAGAGAGAGAGAGAGAGGGAGAGAGAGAGAAUCCUGAGCAGGCUUCGUGCUGUCAGCGCAGAGCCCAACAUGGGCUCUCGAACUCACAAACUGUGAGAUCCUGACCUGAGCUGAAAUGAAGAGUCGGACACUUAACCAACUGAGCCACCCAGGCGCCCUGUGUAAAGAACAUUCGUAAAUCAAGUUUUUGUUUUUGCUGUAUCCUAAAUUAUGUUUCUCAGAUUCAGCUUUUUUCUUCCAGUUUUAAAUAUGAUCUCUGCCCACUGGUAAAUGCCAGAAGUCGACUUUGAGGAUAGUUGUGGCUUUCAGAGUCCCAGAGCUCCCAGGGACUAGGCACCCUACAGAGGAUGCCCAGGGAAAGGGAACAGAGCCUUCGAAUUUCGGAGAAGUUGAAUUGAACCAUUCCUGGUUUGUGGGGGGAAAGGAAGUUCCUUCCGUCAGCUCCAAGGCAAGACAGCAUGUUCACUGACCUUCCCUUGCUGAUGAAAAUGCUGUACCAUUGACAUACCCAGAAAUGGGAAUUUUCAUCUGAGGAUGGCUGGGCAAAAGUUUGGAGGCAAAACUGAGGGAAAUGAAGAAGAUUCUAGCAUGUCGCAGCAGCAACUAAUUGCAUUACAUACUGUGAAUACUGGUUACCAUUUUUUGAGCACUGACUAUAUACCAAGUAUGGGGCUAAACAUGCAUUAUCUCCUCCAGUCUUCACAACAACGCCAUGAUGUGUGCAAUUUUAUUGCCCCAUUUUAUAGAGGGGGUAACCAAGGUGCAGGGAUGUUGAGUAACUUGCCCAAAGGUCAUAUGGUUUAGUAAGUGGCAAAGCUAAUUUUUGGAACCUAGGCCUCUGAUUCCCGAAUGAGCCUGCAGUCUUAACCAUAUAUGCAUGUACACGUUUUCCCGUCAAGGAAUGAAGUCCAGAGAGGUAAAAUGACUUGCCCAAGGUCACCCAGCAACCUAAAGCAGAGCUGGUAUUUGAAACACUCUGUUGAUUGUUCAAGGUCUUCCUGUACACACCCUGCUUAGAAAAGGCUUAGAAGUAAGGCCGAGGACAGAAUAGCCAACCAGAGAGGGUUUUUUGUUUUGUUUUGUUUUUGUUUUUCAGACUUGUUCAACUCUCCUGGCCCUAACUCAAGUUUAGGCUCCUAGGAAACACCACCCCCUCCUGCUGCCUUUCCCAAGUCCGUCCUCUGGGCAUAUCAGAGGACUUGGGCUGUUGCUAUGGUACUGGGGCCAACAGCAGGUUCAUCAAAAGCCGGGUCUUUUGCCUUUAAAAAAAGCCUGGCCCUGCAGAAACGAAUUGGCCACAAAGAUUUGCAUCAGUCAUUGUGGCUUGUUCUGUUUUAGAUCCCCCCUGCCUCCCUACCCCACCCCCUCCUCCCUACCACCACCACUUUCUAUAAAUACAGUUGGAUAAAUAUUGAUUUAAACCGGGUUUCUGGAGGAGAAGCACAUGGCUGCCCUGGCCUGGUCUUCACUUAGAUACCACCAGCAUGCCAGGCCUGACACACCUAACCCCCGACAGCUCUGGCUUCCAAAUGACCCGUUUUGGGGAGAGUGUGAACAUGGCUAUGCCUCAACGUUCCCCUCCAUGCCGAGCCCGCGGCUGCAGCAUUCAAAGCCCCCGAGGAGAUUGACCCGGGCACAGAAACACAGCAACGGGAGCAGCAACACCAGCACUGCCAACAGGUCUACACACAAUGAGCUGGAAAAGAACCGACGAGCUCAUCUGCGCCUGUGUUUAGAACGCUUAAAAGUUCUGAUUCCACUAGGACCAGACUGUACCAGGCACACAACACUUGGUUUGCUCAACAAAGCCAAAGCACACAUCAAGAAACUUGAAGAAGCUGAAAGGAAGAGCCAGCACCAGCUAGAGAACUUGGAACGAGAACAGAGAUUUUUAAAGCGGCGACUGGAACAGCUGCAGGGUCCUCAGGAGAUGGAACGAAUACGAAUGGACAGCAUUGGAUCAACUAUUUCUUCAGAUCGUUCUGAUUCAGAGCGAGAGGAGAUUGAAGUGGAUGUUGAAAGCACAGAGUUCUCCCAUGGAGAAGUGGACAAUAUCAGUACCACCAGCAUCAGUGACAUUGAUGACCACAGCAGCCUGCAGAGUAUUGGGAGUGACGAGGGUUACUCCAGUGCCAGUGUCAAACUUUCAUUCACUUCCUAGAACCCAGCAUGACAUAACAGUGCAGGGCAAAAUAUUCACUGGGCCAAUUCAAUCCAAACAAUCUCUUAAAUUGGGUUCAUGAUGCAGUCUCCUCUUUAAAACUAAACAAAACUAUACUUGAACAAAAGGGUCAAAAGACCUCUAUUUAAGCAAAUACUUAGCAAAAAGUGGGGCAGAGCCUCCCCAGCAGAACAAAUACUCAUUCGUAUUUGAAAAUCACAGCUUCUAAUGGCAGCAGAAAACUUCUGUGAAAUUUUCUUGAUUUAGUUUAUUUGAAAGAGGACAUUGGAGAUUCUGUCCUCUAUCUUCUCUAGUUUGCUCAUACUACAAUGAGUAGACACAUUUAAGGAUGGGGUUAUGAACCCUUCCCGAGUUUUAAUGGUCCUAAAAAACAAAAUCAAACCUAUAGUAAUGAGAAGACAAGAUAAUCAGGCAUUAAUCUUGGAUAGCUAAAGAGCUAUUAAAACUCAGCCUGGGACAGCUUAUCAUGAAGCCUGUGGAUGAUCAAUUCUUGAAAAAACAAACAAACAAAAAAAAAAAAGCAAGCUCAUUUCAUGCUCUGCAAAAGGAGAGACUCCCAUGAAGCCUUUUGAAAGGGAUCAUCAUGCAGCUCAGCUUUCUGUUGGAUUCCAUGCUAAGCAAGCUAACCUUAUCCUGCAUUGUUAGCAGUAGGGCACCCAACCGCCAGCUCAACAGUCAGCCGCCCUUAGGCCCUUGGGCAGCGUGGGGGCAGUCUGUAUGACAGCCUCUACCACACAGGGCCUAUAAUUCGGAUUGAGGGGCCAGAAGGAAAAAGCUCUCCAUGCCUCUGUGUCUGCGUAGGCCAGAAGAGUUGUGCAACGCAGAUUAGCAGGUCAAGGUCUGAGCCACGGCAGCAUUUUUAUUUCAGAUUUUGAUAACUGUUUGUAUGUGUUGAAAACCAAAAUGACAUCUUUUUAAAGCUUGUCCAUAAAAAACAUAGAUGUCUUUUAUAGUGGAAAAACACAUGGGAAAAAAUCAUCUAUUUUGAUGCAGCAUUUGAUAAUGAUAAAACACCUCACACCUCACUCUUUAUAGUGCACAAAACGAAUGAGGUCUGGGCUAGGUAGAAAAAGGUCAAUGCUGUUUUUGUUUUCUUUUAGAAUCAUUACCUUUACCAGCUUUUAACCAUCUGAUAUCUAUAGUAGACACAUUAUAAUACUUAACAUAGUUAAGUUUGGCACUUGUCUCAUUUUAUUGUAAAGGUUUGCUUCCAUUUUCUUACAGGCAGUCUCUCUCCUUCCUCACAGUCCCACUGUGCAGGUGCUAUUGUUGCUCUUCUCAAUAUUUUCAGAAAUGUUUUCUUUUAAGUGAAAUUUCUUUUCUAACCUGCACUUUGAUGUCAUGUGUUCCCUUUGUCUUUCAAAAUCCAAGGUUCCCCCUGGCCCUCUCCUUUACCCCAGGAAGCCUUCUUGGACACCUUAUCCCUGGCUCUUUGGACUUUGUAUACUUUAAAUAAUUUAACUACCCUUAAUUACUUAAAAAAAAAAAAGCUUUAUGAUUUUCAUAACUUAUUGCUGAUUUUAAUGGGUUGUUAAUUUCAGUCCUGUAGUUUUAUUUUGUUUAGAUAGGGCUGGGCAAGGAAAAAGAAAAUAAAGACAACCAUAUUUAGCAGUGCAGUUGAGUUGUGUGUGUAAUGUUAGACUAUCCUUUGUAAGUAGCACUUUAACAGCUUUCACUGCUUCUCUGUAUGAAGUGUACCAUCUUGGCCAUACACAAGGCCUCAGCAUAUACUUACUUGUUUUUUGUGCUUUUCCUGUGCCUCCCAAAAUAUUUUAUCCUUGAUUGUGCUAUGUUUGAGUGGAAGAAAUUCUUUGAAGUAGAUGUGUGAAAAACUGCAUGCCUUUAGAAGCCCAUUAUUAGAACUUGCUAAUAACUUCAGGUGCUGGGGACUUAAUGAAAAACAUGGCAAAUUCAUUUCUCUGGCCCAGGUAAAUUACUUCUGGUUUUACUUAUAAUUACUCCUGGCUGGGUCAAAAUGUUGCUCUAUAUAUUUGCUUUCUUUUGACUUUCCCAAGGGAGACAGUUUAAAGACUCUGCUAACUACCAUGGAAAGAAAAUGGAAGCCAGUGAUUCAGCUUCCAUUUUGUUACUCCCAUGGCAUUCACUUACAUCACUUGCCUAGGGCUGGAAUUUCGGUCUUCAUUCAGGAGAACUCGAGGUGCUGCCAUUUUGUUGUAUAUGUACAAGUUGGUGGGCUGGGAAGCCUUUGUCACGAAUCUAUAAUACCUAUUUCAACUGCCCCCUAAAUUACUCCUUCCCCGGGUUUGUUUUCCUUGCGGGAGGGGAAUGGAUUGUAUGAUGAGUGAAAAGUAUUAAUUUUUUAAAAGACAAAUCGACUUUGAAGAUAUAAAAGUUAAUUGCAAGAAAUAAAAAUUGUGAAUGAAGAA
Panthera uncia (snow leopard) is the source of this 7726-nucleotide messenger RNA. RefSeq names its product MAX interactor 1, dimerization protein (gene MXI1). The coding region runs from base 4602 to 5318 and encodes 238 amino acids. The record is from RefSeq and is a predicted model, not a curated record. NCBI's taxonomy places the organism in Eukaryota, Metazoa, Chordata, Mammalia, Carnivora, Felidae. Gene Ontology annotation, biological process: regulation of transcription by RNA polymerase II. The transcript is spliced from 6 exons. Gene Ontology annotation, molecular function: protein dimerization activity; DNA-binding transcription factor activity, RNA polymerase II-specific; RNA polymerase II cis-regulatory region sequence-specific DNA binding.